AUGGCCGCUACAUCGGAAACAGCAGAAGACCGGUCCAGCCCGGAACCCGAGACUAUCGAGGAGGAUGAACAGGAGUCACCAUCUCCCGCGAAAGCCAAAGGCAGGGGAAGACCCAAGAAGGAGAAGGCCCCCAAGGCGCCCAAGCAGCCCAAGGUAAAGGUUCCGCGCGGUCCUGGUCGUCCAAAGGGUAAAUCCAAGCCGGUCGGCCGUGACAAUCCUCCGAUCGCCGAUAUGAUCAUAGAAGCGAUGGAGACGCUCGAAGACCGUAAGGGAAUCACACUGCAAGCCAUCAAGCGAUUCAUGGAUGAAGCCUACGGGGUGGACCCCCAGCGACUGAGUGUCCGAAUCAAGAAGGCAAUUCUGGCCAAAGUGGAUUCAGGAGAUAUCAUCCGAGUUCAAGCGAAUGGUGGCCAAGGACGCUUCAGACUGAAACCCUUCAAAGUGGCUGUGGUCACCAAGCGUGCCGCACCGGAGAAUUACGUCCAGCUGCCGUACGGAAAGUCUUCGCCGGCUAAACCGGCCGGUAAGAUUGGGAAGUUCAAGAAGGCUAUCGCGGAUGCGAAACCGGCGGAUGACGCUUCCGGUACACCAACGAAGGGCAAGCGCGGAAGGCCGAAGAAAACGUAA
Molecule: messenger RNA, 627 nt
Organism: Culex quinquefasciatus (southern house mosquito)
Lineage: Eukaryota; Metazoa; Arthropoda; Insecta; Diptera; Culicidae
Product: histone H1, orphon
Exons: 1
Coding region: 1-627 (208 amino acids)
Biological process (GO): nucleosome assembly
Cellular component (GO): nucleosome
Molecular function (GO): DNA binding
Source: RefSeq, a predicted model, not a curated record